GGAGGGGAGCCGACGCCCCGCCCCGCUUCCUCCCGCUGCCAGGUUCGGCCCGGGGGGGGGCAGCGCGACGGGCGGGGCGGCUGGGAGCGGGUCGGAGCGGAUCAGAGCGGAGCGCUGCGCUGUCACCAUGUUGUGCGGGGGCGCCUCCAAGGCCCAGCCCGCCACCAGCGAGACGCAGCAGAUCGCGGACGAGGUGAAGCCUCAGCUAGAAGAGAAAGAAGGGAAAACCUUUGAUGUCUUCACUGCAGUUGAGUUCAAAACUCAGUUGGUGGCAGGGACAAACUACUUCAUCAAGGUUCAUGUAGGCAAUGAUGAAUUCAUGCACCUGCGGGUGUUCAGAAGCCUUCCUCACGAGGACAAGCCAUUGAGUCUUCAUGGAUAUCAGAGCAGCAAGACCAAGCAUGAUGAACUGACCUAUUUCUAGUAAAUUUAUUUCAUGCACUUUCCUAAUGAUUUCUUUUGUAUAUUUUCUGUAGGCUGUAAAAUGCUGAUUCCUGUGCCAACAAAGAAAACUUUUUUUAAAAAAACUUAAUACUGGAAAGAAAAUCCAUGUUUUUCUUAUUCCAUUCCCUUACUGUGCAAUAUCUAAAUGAAUCACAUAGCUCUCCUUUCACCUUUUGCUUACGCUAACCUGAGUAACUGCACUGAUUGUGGUGCAGCUUAAUACUGUGGUAUGCUUGUGGACUUCCCUGGCCUGGAAAUUGCCAGGGAAUGACACCAGCACUGACAUAUUUGCAGCAAGGAGCAAGAGGAAAACCGGAAUCUUUAUGUGCUGCUUUGCAACUGUGGACAUAUCCAUAUAUUUAAAUUGUAUUAUGUUUUUUAUUGGCAAAGACCUGAGGCAAGAGAGAGAGGCGGGCUGCAGUCUUUUGUAAGAAACAUUCCCUUGGUAGUAAUGCUUAUCCUGUUGCCAGCAAUAGGAUGUAAUGUCCAGUAGAGGAUGUACGAGUUUUGUUGUGUAUAAUUGCUUAUUUUCUGAGUGCUGAGGAAAAGUAAUGGAAAGGAAUUUCAGCUGGACAAGCAUUUCUGCAUUUAUGACAAUAAAUAUUUCUCUCAAAUUUA
Messenger RNA from Phasianus colchicus (ring-necked pheasant), 1062 nucleotides. Its product is annotated as cystatin-B-like. Gene Ontology annotation, cellular component: cytosol. NCBI's taxonomy places the organism in Eukaryota, Metazoa, Chordata, Aves, Galliformes, Phasianidae. Gene Ontology annotation, molecular function: cysteine-type endopeptidase inhibitor activity. The record is from RefSeq and is a predicted model, not a curated record.